This is a messenger RNA of Tigriopus californicus, 2852 nucleotides long. RefSeq lists its product as uncharacterized. Lineage: Eukaryota; Metazoa; Arthropoda; Copepoda; Harpacticoida; Harpacticidae. The transcript has 4 exons. The coding region runs from base 1689 to 2852 and encodes 387 amino acids. The record is from RefSeq and is a predicted model, not a curated record.
UCCUGCAUUCAUAAAAAAAAUUGGAAGCAAUCAAAACAUCUUAAAUCGAAAUCUCAAUCAAAAAAGUCUGAAAAGACAGACUGAAGACAAAUCAAAAGCGGCAACUGACCAGUAAUUUGAACGCAAAUUGCAUUCGUGCAAGUUGCUCGCUAUAAUUGAUUUUACAUGGGUUUGAUCAUAUUAUAUAAUAUAUCACCAAAUAGAAAAUACAAACAUUAUUUUCAUUUGAUGAAACAAAAAAUACCAUUUGAAAAGAAUGUCAUUUGAUUAUUAAUUGAAGGUUCAUAUUAUCAAAUGUAAUCAAGAUUAAGUCCUCUUGUCUUCUCGCUCGGGCUCCUCCAUUGUAUAAUAUGCCCCUUUCAAAUAUUCGUAGGGAAUUUGUAGGCGUUGAUCCAGUAGCAGGAUUUAAGUCAGACUUGGACAAGUUUUUAAACACAUUUUCUGAUCAGCCCUACAAUUUCCCAUUCAGAUUGUAUUAUGAAUAUUUUUUUUUUUGAAUCAAUGCUAAAGUAUUUUAAAACUAUAUUUUGGUUCAUCUUACUUUCACCUAGUUUCUAGAACCGAUAACUUCUUUAGUUGUCAAGUACCUAAUUCUAUUAUAACCCAAAACUCCAGAUUUAAGCAAACUCAAAAUACAUCGUCCAUUUACCGUCAAUAGAGGGAAAAUUUGAUAUUUCGAUUCAUUAAUUUCUUUUAAGCAUGUUUGGAGACGUGCUUCUAUUUACCCUACAAUUGGCGUAAAUAACCCCUAAACACAUAAAUCGUUCAUUAGUUUGUUGAUAUGUUUGUCCAAAUCUGAACCUCAGAAUAUCUCGAUAUUGUAUAUUACAUUUUUUAAGCAUAAUAUAUCGCUUUUCACGAUCAAAGUAAAGUCCUUCAUUAAUCCAAGUGUUUGAAGGUUGCUCAGUGACAACGAACGCAGGAGUUCCGUGAUAUUUGCCGUCUUUGACUAAGUUUGGGACAGCUGAUCUAACGCCGUCCCCGACGAAUCUCAGAGCUCGUUCGAUCCAGGAACAGUUGGGCCGCACGGUCCCCACCUUGACCACGCAACAACAGUCCGUUCAACGGGCCGAAAAGCUCUUCUUACAAGAACUUGGUCUGAACAGGUCUGAACUCGAACGUGAGAAAAGGAAGUAAAAAAAUGCCUUUCAAGCAAUCUUGUUCUUGAUAAGCCGAAAGCUCAUGACAUAAAAGGUUGAAUGACUUGUUCAACUUCUAGCAACCUAAAUUAGCGCUUUUUCAUAAAAAAUAUCAGUUCGAAAGUAAUUUGAUGCAUAUUUGUGUUGUUUUAAAGAGCCGUUAUUUUGUGGACAAAAGUGUCCCCAUAAAAAAAUCAUGUGCUACUCGGUUGGCUAAACGGUAGAACAGACUAGCAUGUGAUGAAAUGUCAGGCGACCAUUCAACCGAGUGGUCGGUCUUCCAACAUCCACUUUAAAAGUCUGUUUCUGGAUAUCCUUUCCCCUGUCCAUUUUUGAACUUCUUCAAAUCUGGUCACCUGUCGACUUGGCCAGAAAAGUUUCUAACAAAACAAACUCUUCCACAAGGGCAGAUAAAUUAUUUAUUAGAUUAAUUGCGACCCACCCAAACAUCUAUUUUUCUAGUAGUAACCAACCCAUCUUCGAUAACCCCAUUUUUCGUGGGCUGCGCCCUUGUAGUGGCCUCUCGUCAAUGCAAAUUGCUGGCACAAAAUGAAUGACAUUCCAUGGGUGUCCCGGGAUAUCACCGGUCCAGAGGAAUGGUCCCAAUAUGCCGAGAAGAUCCUCCGGGAUACGGACAAUGCCGAUAUCCAGCCUAGUUAUGGGGACAUUGCGGGCAUGUUGGAGUGCUCUUGUCCAAGUCCCGAACAUCAUGAAGAAUCGCGCGCGCUUUCAUCGCCUUUACUUCCCUGUUGGUUUGUGGAUCCCACGGUCAAGUAUCAAUUUGGGAUCCUCUCUUGUCUGAAACAUGUCCGCCCUUCAGAGGAGGUGUGGCGACGAUUACUCAAGCCAGCUUGCGUCGAGUUAUUUGUGGUGUUUCCUUCAUUAGUGACCAUUGAGGGCGAUGAAGAUAUUAGACGGGCUUGCUAUUUCGUUUUCAAGGGUUUGGACCCUUCAAAUGAGGCUGCCCGAUUGUUUUUAUUCAUUUUGGAUUUAGCCAAUCUGUUACGCUUGUGGGAUUGGAAAUUGAGUACCCAAGAGAUGUUAAGACUCCUCACGUCUGAAUGGGCUCUUUUGGAAGACAAACAUGGUUUAGGCCUGGACCAGCCCGCUAGUUUUUCCCAUCCAGUCCUGGAUCUGCCUUUGAAAGUGAAGCAAAUGCGAUAUUUCAUCCAGAGUUUGGCCAUGGACCUGAUCUACCUGUCUUAUGAACCGCCGUGCGUUAUCUUAAAAAACUUGCCUUAUCUUAUGGGCCAAGCCAUUUGUCCAUUGUGGAACCUGAUUCGCCCCUGGCCCGAAUUCGUCCAUGAAGCACUCUAUCAAGCCCAAGAACAUGUCCGAUGUUUCGCACCUGCUUCAAGCCCCGCAGAACCAAAAAUUGACUCGGAUUCAGAAAUACAACAGAAGGAGAACUCUGUUCCUGAUUCAUCUUGUCCCACGGAAUUUGCAGCGAGGAACAACGUGCUUGACGAAAUGAUCCACCUCACGUGGAAGAAAUUGGUCGAUAACGAGGAACCUCUUCGAGUGUGCGAUAACUGUGGUCGAGAAGAAUUCGACAUGAAGGUCUGUUAUACUUGCAGGGCCUCGUUCUUUUGCAAUAACAAAUGCUUCAAGAGGGCACAAAAGACCCACAAGAAAAUGUGCGCCCAAAUUGUCAACCAGCGGUUAAACAUUGUAAUGGAAGUGCUAAGGCAACCUCAACUUCCCAAAUUAUAG